Messenger RNA from Trifolium pratense (red clover), 3350 nucleotides. RefSeq names its product pentatricopeptide repeat-containing protein At4g04790, mitochondrial-like. The record is from RefSeq and is a predicted model, not a curated record. Gene Ontology annotation, molecular function: protein binding. The transcript has 9 exons. Bases 1635 to 3206 code for a protein of 523 amino acids. NCBI's taxonomy places the organism in Eukaryota, Viridiplantae, Streptophyta, Magnoliopsida, Fabales, Fabaceae.
UCUUCUUCAUUCAUCAUCCCGCUAACCUCCGCUGCAGCCACCGCCGGCAACGCCCCUUUCCGGCCGUCACAAGGCGGCGGUUUUCCUCACUUUUCAUCUUCCCGAUAAUUCAACAAUAGCAACAAAAAUGGUAAAACAAUAAUUAACCCAGAAAAUCAACCUUCAUCCUCAUCGUUUAACACCUUUAAUAUUAAUCUCAUAGGUAGAAUAAUUGUUCAUCAAGCCCAGAAAACUAACGAAACAUAAAGAGAGGAUGUGAAGGAAUUGAAGGAAGAACUAUACAAACCAUAUCUAGAAAUCUAACAACUCAAAUUCUAACAACAUAUAUCUAGAAAAUAAAACAGUGGGGAUAAGUUUGAGGAAAGAGAUUGAUUUUGGAAUCGAAGAAAGCUUAUUUUUUUGAGGAAAUCAAACAUCUCAUGAGUUGAUUCUGGAAUUGAAGGUGAAGGUGAAUAUGUUGGUGGUGUAUUGAUGGGGUGGAAGGGAGAUGGGUGGAGUUUGAAAUUUGUGUGAUUUUUUUGUUUGAUUCGUGAAAGGCUCUAGAAGCUUCUCAACAGGAUAGUCGCCGCCUGUUUGCCGGAAAGGGGAAUCGCCGGCGGUGGCUGAUGCGGAGGUUAGCAGGAUAAUGAAUGAAGAAGAUGGAGAGACAAUACAGUGAGAUUGCAGCUUUCAUUCUUUAAUUUGUGUUUUUAAUUUUCAACCAUCAGAUUUAUUAUUGCCACAUGUCUUCAAUCUAAGAAAAGAAAAGGAAAAAAAGGAGCCUUAGGAAAAGGAGCAAAGCUGCUCUCGAGAUAAAUGGGGAGGACCGGUGCCACACAUACAAUCAUAUGAUAUAAUAGGUAUACUUACUUCAUCAAGAUGAAAUUCAACAUAAUAAGUUUGAUACUUGAUCCGACAAUAAUUAACGUAUUUCUCCAAGUCAGUUAUUGGAUUUGGAUCCAAUAGUGCUAUGUGUUUAAUAACAACAAAAAAAUCAUUAAUAAAUAUAAAACAGGGCGAGAAUGAUUAGUUAGAACAUAUAAAAGAGAGAUGAAAGCAAUAAAAAAACAUUUUAAACAACGUAGCGCAAGUUGAAUUUCCCUAUUUUGAUAAUCCAUAUUGACAAUGAAAACAUAAAACAAGUGAAACUUUAUCUAUAUAUUGAUGUGUUUUUAAUCAAUGUUUUAUUUUAAAAAAUAUGAAUAUGUAUAAAACGGAAAAAUAAUUAAAUAGUUUCACGAUCCCGACCAGCUACUUGUUGGGAGUAGGGGCAUCCAAGCUUGCCCAACCUAGACAUUGUAACUGAAAGUCCUGUCUACUUGUAGGCUUAGGGUAGUCCUCGAAAACCUUCUUCUUUUACUGGCUUGGGAAAGACCCGUAGGCUAUGGAUCCCACUGAUGGAAUGGGACUAUAACCAUACUAUAACACCGUACCAUCUAAGUAGUUUCGCCGUAGGAGUCAACCUCGCUUGAGUUGAGUUGAGAGCAAUUUCUUUCUAGUUUUGAAAAUUUAAUUUUUUAUUUUACUGAUUGCUCACAAAAACAAAACAGAAGGCUCAUAAUCUAUCUUUCCACGACUCAUUGAUAGCUUAAACUAAUUGCAGUGAUUCUCAUAAUCACAAUCAUAAUUUACUAUAUAUUCAAAUUCAAAUUCAAAUGCGUUACUUCUACAUUAUUAGAAAUCUAUGCACUGCCUUACGUUCACAUUCAUCCACCAAAUUCAACCCUCAUUCUUCUUCUUUUUCAUCUUCUUCUUCGACUCAUUCCAAAUUCGAUGUUGAUUCUAUCCUCUCAACUCUCAAACUUCUACGAAACUCUGAUUCAGAUGAAUUGCCUAAUGCGCUUUUUCAGCAGAUUUCGUCUAUUUUCUACUGUGGUGAGUCAGUCAAGAAACCUGCUUUCAAGGAAAUUGAUGCUGCAACUGAGUUUGAAAGAAUACUGAAUAUAUCGCAGUUGCCAAACAUACCUCAAAGCAAUAUAUCACUGCAAAGGAAACAGGCUUCUCGCGAAAAGAAAAGAAAAUGCACGUUCAACAUUACUCAAGAACACCGUUUCGGCCACUUGAUUGAAAGCUGUGGAAAGAUACUAGGAGCUGAGGCUACCCUUGAGCUGUUUGAUAAAGUGGGACGAAAACCAGGCGUGAAAGGAUACAAUUCAUUGGUAGAACUAUGCAUAGGUAAAGCCAGGGUAGCUGAGAAUAAAGACAUUGCAAUUGAAGAAAUGGGGAAGGUUUUUCACCUUUUUGAAUUAAUGAGGAAACAAGGUUUAGAGCUUGAAGAGCAGACAUAUCGCCCACUUCUUAUGUAUACAAUUGACAUGAGUAUGGUUGAAGAGUUUCAUUGUUUCUGUCACGCUAUCAAAGAAGAGGUUCCCAGUUCAACUGCAAGAUUGGGUUACUAUGAAAUGAUGUUGUGGUUAAAAGUUAAUGACGAAGAAAAGAUUCGGGGUCUUUGUAAUUUUAUUGCAGAGAAUGAUGGCGAGGAUACUUCAGAUUUACGAGAAAACUAUUUAUUGGCUCUGUGUGAGAGUGAACGGAAGGAGAAUAUUUUGGAGGUGCUGGAAAUCAUGGACAUAAAAAAGCUUUCAUCUGUUGAUUCUGUAGCAAAGAUAUUUCAGACCUUGGGAAGACUACUAUCGGAACCUGUUGCAGAGAAGAUCCUUUUGGACUUCAGAGCAAGUGAUCAUGAAGAAGAUAAUCUUACAAACUUCAUUUCUAGUUUUGUAGUCAGCAUUCCAGAUUUGUCGGUUGAGGAAAGCAUAAAAAAAUUCAAGGAUUUUCACGAAAGAGUAGAUGUUUUACCUUCCUCCUCAUCAUAUGAGAAGCUCAUUUUACACAGCUGUGCACUGCUCAAGGAGCACACUUGUUCCAAUGGAGAGUUGGAUCAAUUGCAUCUGCUACUCGAGGAACUAAAUGAUACAUCAUAUUGGAAUGAUGCUUGCUGCAGAAUCAUCUUGUGCUGUAUUUGGAAUAAGUGUUUAAGUUCUGCUAUUGACUUGUGUAAGCUCCUCAAGGAUAAGUUGCAAAUUGAUGAACUGGUUAUGAAAGUUCUCUUUGAUAAGGUAUUUUCUCAAAUUGAAGUCUCAGAGUCCAAUCAUUUGCAAACCUGCAUGGAGUUGCUUUCAGAAAUGAAGGAUAAGCUUGGCCUUUUGCCUUCACAAAAAUGUUAUGAUUCUCUAUUGGCUGCUGCAUGUGCAGACACCAAUGAUAAUUCACAAAAUGCUGAAUGAGGCUGCUUAGUAAGAGGGGUGUAUAUGUAAUAGUGCCCUUCAUAACUUUGCUAUUAACAACAAUAGGUGCUUAUAUGUACAUACAAAUUGGUUCCACAAUCAAAUUUCUAUAAAUUCUGCUAUAUAAAAUUCACUUCACACAAA